Schistosoma intercalatum is the source of this 3440-nucleotide messenger RNA. Lineage: Eukaryota; Metazoa; Platyhelminthes; Trematoda; Strigeidida; Schistosomatidae. The record is from the annotation of a GenBank genome assembly.
ACUGUUAUAUCCAAGGCCAGCUACAAUGACCAUGGCGCUUUGUGCGUUUUCACAUUUACCUCGUGCUUUUUGUGACAGUUAAUGGCCACUCUAAAAGCAUCAAACAAAAAAUAAUAAUUACCUCUUAUAAUGGGAAUUUGUUUGUGUCUUCAAAGGAGUACGAAACAAAGUCAGAACGACGGGGGUUCGCAUUAUUACCUAGGUUCGACUCCAACGACCGCAAACAAUGCGGCAAAGUACCUUUGUCACCAAACGCUUGAAGUUACGAAUAAUGGAACUACUGCCGACAUUGCCCCAACGAACGUCAGCCAAGUGACACUGUACAACCUCGGUCCUAAAAAUUCUCUUGCCGUCUCGAGGAAUGUUGUGGCUGAUAUGCAUAUGACUUGUGUAGCUGCUCAGAAUAAUGCAAUUACGUCAGCAAUAUCUACCGUGUCUCCGGGGGGGAUCGGGGUUCAAGCGAGACCUUUGGUACAGGUCCGCGCCCUUUAUUCAUAUCAGGGCCACAACCAAGAUGACCUCUCGUUCCAGAAAGGAGAUAUAAUGUUUGUUGUAUCUGGUAUGUCUGAUGCAUGGUGGUUUGCGAGACAUUCCGACACUGGAAUGAGUGGAUACAUACCCAGUAACUACGUCUGUCUGAAUGAUGGACUUCCAACUAGCUUGGAUGCCUGGUAUGACAUAGGUCGACGUGAAGCUGAUCGAAAACUUUUGCUAGUGGGGAACCCCAAAGGAACAUACCUUAUUAGACCUAGUUCAGAAACCCAGAAUUAUGCACUCUCUGUUCGACAUUAUGACUCCGAAAAAAAUAUGUGGGUUGUAAAACACUAUCGCAUUCGGAUCCUUGAUAAUAACGGUGGCUUCUUUAUUAGUAUUCGCACGACCUUCCCGAAUAUUCAGGACCUCAUAAAUUAUUAUACAGUACACCCAGAUGGUUUAUGCUGUCGAUUGUCUAUCCCAUGCCCACGUGCAUAUCGUCCACCCGUGCAAUUUCGUGAUUUUGAAAUUAAUCGUGAUAGCAUAACAAGAAUCCGAAAGUUGGGUCAAGGUACAUUUGGAGAAGUCUAUUUAGCUAAAUGGAAUGGUUCAGUCGAAGUAGCAGUUAAAAUGAGACUCGAUCCUACAGAUCGUAGUCGAUUUAUUGAAGAAGCACGCCUUAUGCAUGCUUUUCAUCAUCCACGUAUUGUUCAACUUUUGGGCGUAUGUACUGAACCGGAAGACCAACCAGUUUAUAUUAUUACUGAAUUAAUGCGCAAAGGAGCUUUAUAUGAUUUUUUACGUACAGAAGAAGGACAUAAAUUGACUUUGGAUGAUUUAAUUGAUAUAAUGGCACAGAUUGCUAGUGGUAUGUCGUAUUUGGAAGAAAUGAAUUCUGUUCACCGAGAUUUACGUGCAGCUAAUAUCUUAGUGGAUCAAGAUUACUCAGUUAAAGUUUCAGAUUUCGGAUUGGCUAAAAUUAUUAGCGAUGAUUCUCAUGCUGAUCCAAAUACUAAAUUUCCUAUUAAGUGGACAGCUCCAGAGGCGGCUUUACAGCAUAUCUUUAGUAUAAAGUCUGAUGUAUGGUCGUUUGGUAUAUUGAUGUAUGAAAUAGUCACUUACGGUGGAACGCCUUAUCCAGGUUCAAAUACUAAUUUUCAUUGUUUAGAUAAUCCUUUCCCUCAUAUUAACAGUAACCUUCAUCAAACAGUCUCCCAAAGUGUGAGCAUAAUAAUUUGUACAAUGGUUGCUCAGUUAAAUCAAACUGAAUUACAAUGUUAACGUGAUAUGACAGGUAAUAAUUAAUGCUGAAAAUCAGGUCUCUUUAUUUGAUUGGAAUGACUACUCGUCAGACAGUAGCUGAGGUUGAAAAAGGUUAUCGAUUACCUUGUCCUCAUACUCCUGAACAUCCUUGUCCUGAUGACUUAUACAAUCUUAUGCGAAAAUGCUGGGACGCUAGACCAGAGAAUCGUCCUACAUUUCGUUCUUUGUAUGAUGUUUUUGAAAACUGGUCUACGCACACAGAAGCUCAAUAUCUAGAUAACUAGAAUCCAAUCUUCCUUUUUUCUUAAUAAUCAUUCCUAAUUCAUAUUAAUAUUUCACUACGUGUACAUCUCCGGUGAAGUAUUUUUCUUCCUGUGAAUUCUUGGUUUUUCUUUAUGUACAUAUUAAAUAUUCACUUUUUGUGGCCAGACUGUUCAACGUGUAUUGUACAUUCAUCUCUUUAUUGUUUUAUUAGCUACCUCUCUUGUCAUUGAUUUCUCCUACCUUUGUGUUUUCUAUCUACUGUUUUCUGGUUUUAAAAAAUGACACAGUAUCCUGUUGUCUACAAAUAUAUCCCGCGCCACUAAAUUUCUAUGUAAUACUGAUGUUUUGUGUCCCACAACUCUGUCGUACAUUUAUAUUUAUAUCCUUCCAGUAUUUUAAAAGUUAUACUGCUUUUGCUUUCGUAGGCAAAGAAAAUAGCAAUCGUAAUUUCCGAUGAAUACUUCCAAUUCGCAUAUAGAUUACUUUAUAGGCCUCUGCAUUUUCUCAAAAUCUACUCAUUUUAGCUAAGUUGUGUAUAUCAGUAACACUGCUAAUCGAUUUCGUUUUAUAUGUAUUCUAUAAUUGUUAUUCGGUUUUUGUAAAUUAUGUAUAUCGCAUUUUUAGUGUAACUUUUUUCUAAUCCUCUCAAUAUGCUUUUUUUUUCUAGACUACCUUUAAAUAAUUACAUUACCUAACGUUUUUGUUUUUGUGUGUACAAUAUGAAGAGUAAAGUUGGCAAACAAUUCCAGCACACAGCAAAGCUAAUUAUUAUAACAAUGUGCAUCCAGUUCUUUUCUUUCUUUUUCUAAUGCCUAGUGUAUAUCUGAUGUAACCUGAGAAGUAUCACUAUUCUACUGCUGUAAACAUCUUAUUACGAAUAUAUAUACACCUUUUUAGUUGGAAACAAACUAUUCAAUGUCAGUAUCACUCUACCGUCGUAGAAAUACCUGUAAAUUCUGUGUGUGUUCUAAUCCACUUAGUGCAAGCAGAAAGCAUAUUCAUGCGAUUGUCUAUAUCUAUUUUUAUCGCUCUCUCUCUCUACCAGUUAAUAUUCGAAUAAAUUAAUGUUUGAUUCAUUUUAUUUCACUUAGUGGCGUUUCUUUCUCAUAAGGGUGAUCUCACUACUGGUUGAAUUGGUUCUUGGAUGAGAUUCUUAAUGUCAAUAUGUGCACAUUGUUGAAUCUGUAUUCAUUACUCUGAUUGUUAUAUAAAUUAUGAAUCUAAAAGAUCCAACAUACAACAUUUUCGCUCUUAUUCUUGUUUCAUGCAUCCUUUUCUAAUUCUGCCACUGUUUAUUGCCUAUGAAUUGAUCAAUGUAUUUCAAUUGCGUAUAUUAUUCUUAGUCUUUCCUUUUAUCCAACCGAAAUGCAAUUUUCGUGUAUAUGAUUUGCGUUAUCUGUUCACAACAAUUAUAAAUAAAAUACAAUGUACUAAAUUCU